Molecule: messenger RNA, 3848 nt
Organism: Carassius gibelio (silver crucian carp)
Lineage: Eukaryota; Metazoa; Chordata; Actinopteri; Cypriniformes; Cyprinidae
Product: inhibitory synaptic factor 2A
Exons: 4
Coding region: 390-1862 (490 amino acids)
Biological process (GO): inhibitory postsynaptic potential
Cellular component (GO): postsynaptic density
Source: RefSeq, a predicted model, not a curated record
UGGAUGUCUCAUGCGCACACAUACCAUUGCUGAGCGCCGGACCCCGCUGCAUCCCGUUGGCAGUGUGCGCAUGAGUGUGUGUGUGUGUGUGUGUGCAUGCAUGUGUGCAUGUGUGUGUGCGUGCGUGCGUGCGUGAGAGCGAGAGUUGUGGGGGAGCGCCGGUCUGGUAAAGACGAGUGUUUUGGGGCAGAUCUCAGUGGAAUCUCUCACUCUGGAUGUGUAAGGAUCACAGGAGCAGCGUCUGACCAUACGUGUGUUACACAGAGAAACUUCCAGCAUGGCAGACCCUGACGGACCCCAGCUACGCUGAGAGGGAAGACAUGUGCUGGUCAUCUCUCCCUCCCCUUCAUCAUCAUCAUCAUCACCACUGAGCCGUGUCUGGAGGAACCAUGGUGAGCAAGGACGCUGGUAAAUGCAUGCUCACCAACUCUGAAUCUGACUCGGAGGCAACGGCAACCUCCAUGGCCCUGGAGGUCAAAGGAUCAUCGGACGACAGCAGACAUGUGCGCAAACGCAACAAAGCCCUUCAGGUGCGCUUCAAGGACAUCUGCGAGGCACAGAAUGAACAGGCUGCUGCGGCCCGAGGGGGAAAGCCGGUCUACAAGGUGGCUUACCGCAAGUACAUGACUGUCCCAGCUCGCAGAUCAAUCCCCAAUGUCACUAAAAGCACCGGAGUCCAAACAUCACCGGACCUUAGGAAGCGUUACCAGACUUUUCCAUUUGACCGGAAGAAAGGACAUACGGUCAAGCAUUCCGCUGUUGUGGAGAGCUAUAAGGAUCAGGACGAUGGGUUUGUUAUUGAUGUAAAGAGGGCAAAAGCUACCGAGGCAGGUAGGGAGUGUGUACCCACUCAAAAUGUGAGGAAAACAAGAGCAUUAAUGCACACCAGCAAAUGUGUCGCAACUAUAGAGCAACACCCACAAGCCAGGGACUGUCUGGAGAGAACAGACGGACCGUGUUCGGAUGCUUUGGUUCUUCCUUGUGCGACAGAUGGGUCCGCAGUGGGAACAGACAACUCGGACUAUCAGAUUUGUAGCGUCAGAAGUAAACCCAGUAAGGGCUUCCAGAGAGACUCUGGAACUCUUGAUCGCUCAGGCAAGCUGCAGUUGCUGAACUCUGGGGAGAGCGGUGGGAAUAUUCUAGAGGAUUCCUCUUCCAAAGUGAUGGGUCCUAUUGCAUGGAACUCUCUCACGCAGGUGGAAUGCCUGGAGAGUCCGUCCGAGCGGAGCAAACGCAAAAAGACUCUGCAGCUCAAUGGCCUGCAGUCGCAGACGCUGCCGCGGACCAGUUGCACGACGCAGGUCCAGUGCCACAUGGGCACGCUGUCUGCUCGACCACUGCGGGCCAUGGAGGCGGCGGUACCACUGACUCCAGUCUCCACGAAAGCCGUUCCUAUGCCCGCGCCUCCAUGUAGGGGCAGCACAGGAGCAGAAACUAUACAGACGGAGAAUGAGGCGUGCAAGCAGGUAGUGCCUGUCAAUCAGGAUGGGGAUGUUAAAGCGCAGCUCCAGGCCAUGGAAAACAUGAUCAGCUCCAGCCAGGAAACCAUCAAAGUGCUGUUGGGUGUCAUUCAGGAGCUGGAAAAAGGAGAAGCUCAUAGAGAAGGGCUCUCGUAUCGGACCGGACAGGACACGGCCAACUGCGACACGUGUCGGAACAGCGCAUGCAUUAUUUACAGCGUGGAGCUGGACUUUAAACUGCAGGAAGAUAAGCUCCAGCCUCUGAUGAGGAGACUGUGUCCCGCCGAGGAGUCCCCGUUCCCCCCUCUGACGUAUCCUCAGGAGACCAUCGGCUCCACGCCCAAACGCAAGUCCAAAGCGGAGGCCAAGAAACACGCGCGCUGGAAACUCUGGUUUCUGUGACACAGGAGCAUCUGUUCACUGGAUCUGUUGUUUGAUCAGGACGAAUCAGGAAAAUACUAAUCAGAUUGCUUUUUUUUUGCCCCUUUUGGUAUUUUAUGGAUGCGAGUACUGAACUACUGAAGUUUUGGAAAUAUCGCAGCUAAUAUAAAUAAAAAAAUAUAUAUAUAUAUUUAACAGAAUAUUGGAAUUUUCUCUUGGAAAAAAGGAAGUGCAGAGUGUGAAGUUAUUUUAAACGGAUCAAUAACAAAUCUUGUUUUACAAUAACUAUUUAUUUAAUUUUUUGUGAAGUUUUUGGAUUUAAAACACGGACAGGAUGCAAGCUUUUCCUUUCAGUCUUCUCUUCUUCAUGGAAAUCACAGCAUUAAACAGAAGCACAACUCUUCAGACGCACUGGAUGAUGUUUCUCACUUCACGGAUCUUACCGGAUAUCGAGAAUGGAGAUUUUACCAGAGGAUGUAAUUAAUCGCUGAAGUCACAAAAAACACGUUACAUGGGAUUUAUACAGAAAUAAUCUUACAAGCCUCUGUGAAUUCAUAUAAACUUUCAUAUACUAUUAUUACCAGGAAAAAAAGAAGGAAAAAGGUAUUACUUAUUUUUCUAGAUUCGUAAUAAUCACAUUUAAAGAUUUUCUAGAUGCACUACAUAUGUAUAAACUUCUCUCACUUAUUGGAUUAUUGAAACUAUAAGAAGCAUUUUCAACUCUUCAACUUUUUCAGCAGCGUUGGUUCUGGAAGUAUUUCUUCUAAUCAUUUUUCCCAUAAGGACCCUUUUCUUUUUUUUUUUAGGUAUUUGUUAAAGUGUUGUAAGCCAUGAACCAAGUAUUUGAAAAUGAGACAAAAAGACAAAGGUACAAGACUGUGUACUUAACAGCUUUAGUGAGAGAGAGAGAGAAAAGAACUACAAUCCCAUGAACCACUGCAAAUGAUAUAAUCAAAGUAAAAACGUCGGAGAAAUAUAAAACUAUCCAUUUAAAGUUGAUGAAAUAAACAAAAACUAUAUAUUUUAAGUUCAGUGAUCAUUUGAUGCUAUAUGCUCACUGCAAGUUUCUGAUAAGUGGAAUUUUCUAUACAGGAUCAUGGGAAAUGUAGUUUUUCAACACGGAUUUAAUUCCGUAAAUUGAAAUAAUGCGACCUGAAGAUUUCAACAAAAGCAUGUAUCAAAGAUCAACAAAGCUUGGCCCCCACAGUAGGUCUGUCUUUAAUAAUUAACUGUUAAAAAUCCAUUUCCCUAUGGUGAAAAUGAACUGCAUUUUUACUUCUGGAACCUGACUGUUGCACUCUAUUACAACUACAGGAAUAAUCAUGGGAACAACAGUGAACGUUCACCUUUCUGUGACAGGAAGUCAUGUGAUGCAGUCAUCAUUAAUCUGCGCUCACACAAGACUAUGAAGAACUCUGAUCUGCAAUAUAUAAAAAAAAAAAAAAAAAAUGUUUGGCCAAUACAGGAUUUCAAUGUCUCAGAUUGAGCUGUUGGUGCAAUAUACAGGAAAGUAGAUUGCAUUUAUAUUUUAUUGUUUUCAAUUUAUUUUGAAUGUAUUUUUACAGAAUCCCUAGUGUGUGACAUCACAUCCUGUCUGUGACCGCGCUCUCCACACCUGCACUGAACACUAAACACUGUUCCUGUUGUGAAAAUGGCGAGGAACAGAGCAAAUUAGAUAACCUGAAGCGUAUUUGUGCUCCACAGGUCUGAGAGAGCAAUGAGAGCAGCUCAGUGUGUCUUCAUUGUCCAGAACACAGAGAAAUUAGUCACAGGUGAAGAAAAACACGCUCAGGAGAAAUAGAGAUGAUCGAUCGUAUGAAGAAAAUGAAGUGAAAAAUAGAAAUGAAAUGGCUUUUAGAACCUUUUUUUUUUUUAAUGACAUUAUUAUUUUUAUAACAAUUAAACAGAUCUUCUCCCAGAAUUCUCAUUACCUUAAUACACUCAUGUUGAACAAAUUAAUAUAAUUACAUCAAAUAAUAGACUGACAUAUAAAUGUUUAGUUUCUAU